Prunus armeniaca (apricot) is the source of this 642-nucleotide messenger RNA. Lineage: Eukaryota; Viridiplantae; Streptophyta; Magnoliopsida; Rosales; Rosaceae. The record is from the annotation of a GenBank genome assembly.
AUGGAAGAUUUGAGGAGAUACUUGGAGAGGCAAGAGCGAGAAACAAAUGAGAGAAGUCGUAGACGAGCUGAAAGGCAAAGGUUGCAGAGAGAAGAAGAUGAACAAGUUGUCAUAGCAGUGGCUUUGCUAGAUGAAGAGAACCAAGGUCGCCGCCGCCGUGGUUCACAAGUCGGCCGUGGCCUGAAUGUGGACAUACAUAGACAUUCUCGGGUCUUCAACAAUGUUUUGAGAGGCCAAGGCCCUAAUAUCACCUAUCAAGUCAACAACACAGUCUACCAGACGGGGUAUCAUCUAGCUGACGACAUCUACCCGAGGUGGACCACAUUUGUCAAAUCCAAUCUGAAUCCCCGAUCCCAGAAGCAAAAAUUAUUUGCUUCCUAUCAAGAAGGAUACAGGAAAGAUGUCGAAAGGUGUUUUGGCAUCCUUCAAGCUCGAUGGUUGAUUAUUCGAGGUGCAGCCCAUAUGUUUGAUGAGGAGAUCCUCAGAAGCAUUAUGAUGACUUGCAUCAUCCUCCUUAAUAUGAUUGUGGAGGAUGAGUAUGAUUUCGAUGUUGCAGAGGUUUACAAACCGGAUCCCAUGAACACAGCCUUGACACGAAUUCAUGAAAGGCCCAUGGGCCAAAUGGAGAACCAUUUGAGCUGA